Messenger RNA from Chironomus riparius, 1070 nucleotides. The record is from the annotation of a GenBank genome assembly. NCBI's taxonomy places the organism in Eukaryota, Metazoa, Arthropoda, Insecta, Diptera, Chironomidae.
AAAUCGUAGAGUCUAGAGGACAAAAUCAUGAUAAAUCAGUUGCCACAAAAUAUUUUAAUUGAAAUCUUUUCACAUUUAGAUGCGAAUUUCUUAGGGCUAGCAUGUCAAGUUUGCCGGUUGUGGUCAUAUGUCAUCAGAACAACCCCAAAGAUCAUGAAAAGAGCCAAAGUCAAGAUCACAUCAGACCGGACUGAAGAUGACAUUACAAUCUUCGAUCAAGUGCCUUUCGGACUUCACCAAAACAUAGAAGUUGUCGACUAUUGUGGUGACUUUGUGAUCCUCCAGCAGAUCCUUACAAUGCAUAGGAACUACAUCGAGUAUGUCAAAAUUGUUAGACCUGAUGUCUGGUGUGCGAAAAUGUUUACGGAAACUUUCAGCUCAUUGAAAAAUUUGAGUCGAUUGAUAUUGGAUAAUUGCCAAUUAAGAGACAUGAAGGAGAUUAAGGAGAGCGGAGAGAAUUUUGUAAACUUGCGGCAUUUGACGGUUGUGGAUUGUUGUUGUGAGAUUUUUGACAUUUUUAGGGAUUGCAAUCUAGCAUCCCUGACUGUCGAAUAUUCACCAAAUUUCAUCCCUGCCGAGCAAUUCUCAAUGAAAAGUUUAACAAAUUUAUUAAAAUACUCUUCAACAAUCACAAAUUUAACAGUCGUAGGAGUCACUAAGUUCCCAGACAAUUUCUUAACUACAAAGUCAACCUACAAGUUUCAUCUUCAACAGCUGACAAUGGAUGACAUUGAAGGACUUGAGGACUCUUAUCCCGCUCAGUUUCUAGAAUCACAAAGAGGAACGUUGAAGAAAUUGUCAAUUUUGAAGCCUCCUGAAAGUGAAAAAUUACAAAAUUUGAUCAAUGAGAUCAGGUGUUCUAUUGACUGUGAUAAAGCUUUAUGUUAAACUGUGAAUUUAGAGCAGUGCUUCUCAAACUUUGGCCCACGACACAUUAGAGAGCAAUAAAAAUUCCAUGUUAGCUCCGAAAAUUGUGGGAAAAUGUGCCAUAAAUCGCAAAAGUUUGAGAAGCACUGGUCUAAAAUGUUAAUCUUCAUUGUCUUAGGGGCCGUUCACUUAUGACGUCCGAC